UCGUGAGUUAAGGAAUAGGCCAUAAAAUAUAUGAGCAAUAAAUAGAGAUAGUAUUGAGAAUCUCCCAGCAUUUGGAGAAAUUUUUGUGUUUGAUUAGUAUAUACUUUUGAUGUUUAAAGCAUAUAACCGCUAAAUAACGCCUCUAUCUGUACAUCAUUCGAUUGUUUUGGCGGCACUAAAACCGCUGUUUUCAUCACAUAGUAACCCACUUCUUCACUCAACUUAUUUCUCUCCCUCUAAAUUUCAAUCCUGCAAAUACCCUUCAUGUCUUCUUUUGCUCUUUGAUUCUCAUGGCAGAUUCUGAUCUUUCUUCUUCUGCUUCUUCUCUUCUGUGUUUUGAAGAUGGGGAACCCUGUGUCAGUCACGGAACACAGCUUUUUGAUAUGGCUGAUCUCUAUAACUCGUGUUUUGUUUUGGAAGAUGAUGAUGAAGAGUUUAUACAACUGUUGGUUCAAAAGGAGACCCUUUUUGGAUCCAAAAAUGGUGUCUUCUCUGAUGUUGGCUCAUACCAGAACCAAACUUGGCUCAGAAGUGCUCGCUUGGAUUCCAUUCAAUGGAUGUUUAAUAGAAGAGCAAUGUUUGGGUUCCAUUUCCAUACAGCUUAUCUUUCUGUGGACUACUUUGAUAGGUUUCUUGCAAAACGAUCCAUUGAUGAAGGGAAACUUUGGGCUAUACGAUUAUUAUCUGUGGCAUGUCUAACUUUGGCUGCAAAAAUGGAGGAAUGUAAAGUGCCAUCCUUAUCAGAAUUUUAUGUGGAAGAUUUUGAUUUUGAGAACAAGCUGAUUCAGAGGAUGGAACAACUCGUAUUGAGCACAUUAGAGUGGAAAAUGGGUUCAGUUACUCCUUUCAAAUUCCUUGGUUACUUCAUUAGCAAAAUUUGUGGUGAAGAUAGACCAAAAGAAUUAGUCUGCAAGGCAGUUGAACUGAUUGUCACUAUUACAAGAGAGAUUAAUUUGAUGGAUCAUCGACCAUCCAUGAUCGCUGCUGCUGCAGUUUUAGCUGCAUCUGAUGCUGAUAUGACUAGACAGGCAGUGGAGCUCAAGAUGAAUUUUGUCUCUUCAUGGGAUUCCCUGGAAAUUGAACAUAUACAUACUUGCUACAAUAUAAUGCAUGAGUUAGAGAUGGGAAAGUUAAAAACACCAAGCAGGGAUAUGUCAUCACCGAGCACAAUUGGUAUUUUUGAGGUCUCUCGAUUCACUUCUGGAGCUGACACUAAAAGAAGACUUACAUACACUGACCAAGCACAGAAUGGCUCAUCGAAGAAGAUCUGUCGACCUUAGUGGAAAUUAUAUAGGUUGGUUUAUUGAUUUGGACUGUAGGAUUGCGUUCUCACUGGACAUUGAUUCCUGCAAUUAGAUUUGAUUAUAGGUCUAAUGAGUGUUAUCUGCCUUAUAUGGUAUAUGAUUCGGAGUUGAUGACUGGGAUCUCAUAAAACUAAAAUUUUCAGCUGGUGACAACCAAGAAAAGGGAAAGUAAAUAAAUAAAAAGUUGAAAGGAGGUUCAAAAGCCAUUAAAGAAGAAGCGGCCAAGAGUGCAAGAAGGCCAUCAAAAACUGUUUGUCAAUAGGAAUUCUAUGUAGCGUUUUGCUUUUCUGAAUGCUACUAUCUUACCCACUUCUUUUUAUCAGGUUGUUGUAUUUCUUUUUCCUACUUUAUUUCGUUGUGGCAGAAUACUCAUGUAAUGUUUACAUCACUAGUAACCCUACAUUUUGAUGGGGGCUUGGGAUGCUUAAAAUGCCUUUCAAAAGGGGGAAAGCCAUGAGGAAUGAAGAAUUGUUUUUGUUUGAUUUGAUA
Molecule: messenger RNA, 1793 nt
Organism: Mangifera indica (mango)
Lineage: Eukaryota; Viridiplantae; Streptophyta; Magnoliopsida; Sapindales; Anacardiaceae
Product: cyclin-D5-1-like
Exons: 5
Coding region: 291-1280 (329 amino acids)
Biological process (GO): mitotic cell cycle phase transition; regulation of cyclin-dependent protein serine/threonine kinase activity
Cellular component (GO): cyclin-dependent protein kinase holoenzyme complex; nucleus; cytoplasm
Molecular function (GO): cyclin-dependent protein serine/threonine kinase regulator activity
Source: RefSeq, a predicted model, not a curated record